AUGACCAAGAGUGACCUAUUUUUAGAUAAUAGAGGUUGGAUAGCAAUGAAGAAAACAAAAGGUGGACAUUUUGGGGUACUCAUGGAAAUUUUGAAAAGUCCUGUCACCAUUGUACUGAAUGAAGAAGCCACAGCAUGGAAGGUUCCCUGCUGGCUUGAUCCUCAGAGGCCUGAAUCACAGCUUCCCGUUGACACUAAAAAAUUUAACAAAAGGUUUUUGUGGUACCACGAGUGGGCAAGUGAGAUUGCUUUAUCAUUACAAACAUUGCAGCAAUCAAAUGGUAGUAUCAUUGGAGUUCCUACUGCCUAA
This is a messenger RNA of Miscanthus lutarioriparius, 309 nucleotides long. NCBI's taxonomy places the organism in Eukaryota, Viridiplantae, Streptophyta, Magnoliopsida, Poales, Poaceae. The record is from the annotation of a GenBank genome assembly.